This is a messenger RNA of Eucalyptus grandis, 480 nucleotides long. RefSeq lists its product as uncharacterized. The transcript has a single exon. Bases 1 to 480 code for a protein of 159 amino acids. NCBI's taxonomy places the organism in Eukaryota, Viridiplantae, Streptophyta, Magnoliopsida, Myrtales, Myrtaceae. The record is from RefSeq and is a predicted model, not a curated record.
AUGGCGUGCUCCCGAGGAAUAUACGCCCUUCUAGCUCUAUGCGUCCUCUUCUCCACAGAUGUUACUCAAUCGGAAUCGAGAGAAUUGCGACCCUCCGACCACGGGCUGCAGUUCCAGGAUCCGCCGCCAGCCGGAGUGAAGCCGCCCCGGGAGACGGCGUCCUUCUUCGGGGGUUCUCCGUCAGUGUCGUCUCCGGCAGUGCCGCUCCUGAACGGGACAAAUUCGAGCGACGACCCGUGGUGGCGAGGAGCAGGAAGAGGGAGGAGAGAACACGUGAGAGGGGUGCUCUUGCUGGCGAGCAUCGUGUGCGGAAUUGCUGGCGCCUCUCUGUUGUUCGCUGCCGGGCUGGCUUUUCUCUUUAAGUUCCGAAAGGAGAGGUCGGCAGGGGCGGCAGCCCCACCACCACCUCCUCCUCCGCCACAGCCACCGCUUCUGCUUCUGCCGCCGGCGUCCGGACAAUCGGGAGAUUGCAAAAAGUGA